Messenger RNA from Cladocopium goreaui, 483 nucleotides. Lineage: Eukaryota; Dinophyceae; Suessiales; Symbiodiniaceae. The record is from the annotation of a GenBank genome assembly.
AUGGAAGCCAAUGAAACUGGUUCCACUCCUCACUUUCUCCUCCUGACCAGCAGGAUCGUUUUCAGACCAAUCGCCUCCUUUCAGAAAUGGAUCUCAGCGAUCGCAGCGGACAUGGUCCAUGAAUGCACGAUGGGGAUGCCUUCCCGACAGCCGGGAUUGCAACAUGUCCAGAUCGUAGCCAUGGGUUGUGCUGCCAGCGUCCACUCACCAACGAAGCCCCCGGCAGUGCAGCACUACAACUUCGUGGGACCCGAUUUCCACAGCCCUGCGCACUUGGAAGUGGCAGAUCGGUCGGACCUCCGUCCAUCCCUUCAAGGUUCAAUUCAGAGCCUACCAUCCACCAGCAGUUCGUAUGGCCGAAAAGUGAACGUCAUGUGCAAUUCACGAGUGAUUGCCUAUAACGCAGAGGAGUGGGAGGAACGCUUUGGUGACUUUCUGAAGAACUUGGAGCAGAUGGAAUCACCAGGUGAGGUGGGACAGUGA